AUGGCUGACCGCUGUGUUCAUUUUGAGAGUGAGAACAGUGAUGACUCACCUGUGCUGGAACCUGACACGUUGAGCAAAGAAAGCCAUGGAGGUGCCAGGAAGAAAAUCCCUUUAGUCAAGAAGGAGGCUGGCCGCGGUAUCUCGUCACAGAAAGUUUCUCGGAGGGCGGUUAUCGAGACCAUAACCAUCUCGGAUUCAGACGAAGAUGCGUCUUCUUCGGAAGAAGAAAUAGUGUUUAAUUAUAACCAUAAUGUCGUUUCAACAAAGGUAGUGAAACCUAACAUUUUUGUUGUCGAUGGUCAACAACAUCUGAAAGAUUUCUUAUCUGACUACGAGCAUUAUUUCAACCGCAAGUUUGUUGGUGGCAGCUCGAGGGAGUGUGCGAGACAUUUAGGAGACUUCCUGUCAGGUGAAGUGAAGGAAGUUUACAGCCGCUUGUGUACGUCGAGUUGCCAGUACUCGUAUCUGAAGAGUGAGCUCUUACGUUGGUACAGGACGCAAAAGAUCGGCAAGAGAUCUUAUUGGCGGCGUGAACUCAGGAAAGCCUCAAUUGAACCCGGAGAGAAGCUUUACCUCUAUGGAAUGCGCUUGAUGAACAUGGCCCAGCAAGGAUACGACAACGACAAGGAGUGCGCCCGUGAAGCACACCUAAUGCAACCUCUUUCUAAAUUUACUGGCAAGCGAGGCUCGGUUAAACUCAAAUGGUCCGAUCAGAUGCUUGAGUCGUUCGAGACCUUGAAGAAGCUCGUCGCCGAGGAAUGCAUAUUAGCUUACCCAGACUAUUCACCCAAUGCUGAAAAGCUUGAGCUCUGGGUUGAUGCUUCGGCCACAGGAGCAGGAGCCUGUAUCCAUUAUAAUCCUUUGAUCGAAUUGAAAUAUUUUUCUCCUCCUAAAUUGGAACUUGCUGAGGAAACCGUUGCGGUUGAUAGCGUGGCUGAACCCAUUGAGGACGAAGAUACCCAUAUUGCACUCACUGUGCUGCACCAGCAGUCGGCGGCCGCCCCUCAGCGGGAGCACACGUUUCUCUGGGUCGCACCUGCCGCUGGCUCAGGCUGCGUCGCCUUCCUGGCUACCGGGUCUGUCGGGGGCACGCUGGUCUACAGAGAUAUCAACAUCUUCGAGGUCUGCGAGCAAGAGAGCGGUCCCGCUGAGCUGCAGGCGGCGCCCGGCCUCGCGUCAGGCUGGCGGCCGCAGUCCCACGUACUCCUGAGGGACUCCUUCGUCGCGUCCCAGCCCGACCCUGACGUGUGGUCGUCGGUGUCGGGGGGCGCCGUGCAGGAGGUCUUCGGCUCAGGCUCCGGCUCAGCCCUCGUCCUCAGCAGCGCCUCCGCCAGCCACGCUGAGACCACGCCCUUUGAUUUCACUGAUGCCGUGGACCUGCACUUCACGCUGACGUCAGGCCCGUGCAAGGAAGGCUCUGUGGUGCAGCUCUACUUCGGUCUGGUCGAGGCAGGCGAGCGCAACGAGCUACAGGCGAGCCCGUGGGACGAGAGUCCCCCGCCCCCGGCGUCUGGCCCCCCACAGGCGAGCAGUCCGGACACUUCCAGGUCCUCGAGAGCGCAGCAAUUAAACGACGCCGAGAAUUUGGAAAUUAAUUCGGCAAAUAAAGCUUUUGCUGACGGUGUUCGUCCACCGCACGUCAGCGACAGUGAACUUGGGACGACUUACAACCAUGCGAACUCUGACGAUGGCCGACGGUGCGGCAGCUGGGUGCUGGAAAACGAAUUCAGCGCCACGGCGCAGGGGGUGGAGCACGUGGUCUUCACCCCGCUGCAGCUGCGCCGUCCACGCGCCUGCAUCAAAUUUGUGGUCUUGCCUCACCAAGACCACAAGCUCGGCACCACCAAGUCCACCGACCUCUGCCUCGUCAUUGAUGACGUCAUCCUCGGUGCCCAGACCAAAGCUUUGUCCGCCCACAACACCGAUUUUGUUGAGGACUUCGACUCCUUCAGUCCCUCCAACUGGUUCUCCUUCCCACAGGGCUUGGUCGAGCGCUCGUGUUCGUCAGACAGUGCGUCGCUGACGUUCCCUGAGGUAGCGUCUGGCACCGCGGCGCAGCAGCAGCAGCACCAGCAGCAGCUGCGGCUCAGGGUCGCCACCACGUCCCUGAUGGACCUCUACGGCGACCCUCCUGACGCGGACCUCCUCUUGCAUCAGAGCUUCGGGCAACCCUUGGGCGAAGGCUGGAGGUUGACUGGGGGUGCGGUGACGUCAUGUGGGGGGAGCGGCAGCCCCCCGCUGCUCGUCAUGGAGGGGGAGGGGGUCAGGAAGAUCUGCACGCCCCCAAUUGACGCCACGCUGUGCGUGGAGCAGACGACGCUGGGCAGCGCCGGGGCCGCCGUGUGGUCCGUGGCGGCACUCACGCUACUCCCCCACUUGCCGUCCGCCCCAACCAAGUACUUCCAGGCGCGUGUGAACCUUGGAUGCUCUUCGCUGCCCCGCCCCCUCUACGGGCGCCGGCCGUACCAGGCGCCCGUGCUGAUCGUCCUCGAGGGCUCCACUGACUACGGCCGCACGUGGACGCCCCUGCACCAACCCUGCCUUCCUGGGGCCUGUGAUGGAGCCGUACAGAGCCUCACGGCCGUCGUAGGGCCUGCCUACGAGCAAGGGUGGUCGCUGGUGACGAUGCCGCUGCCGUACGCCGUCCUCGGCCCCCACACGCGCCUCCGCCUCGCCCUCCACGACGACGCGUCGGGCCGCGUCAGCGCCGCCGCCUGGGCCAUCGAUGACAUCUUCGUCGGCGCCUGUGACGGCGGCUGCGGGGGGCGUGGCCGCUGCCUGGCGACGGGUUCCUGCAGAUGUGAGUUCGGAUACACGGGCCGACGCUGCGACGUCGCUGCCCUGGAGCGCCCGCCCUUCCUGGCCGAGCCCUUCACGGCACCCGUGCAGACGUCAGCAAACCUCGCCGAGUUGCAUCCAUGCAACAUCUGCCUCCAAAUCACCAUCAUUAUUAUUAUAAAAGAUGAAGACGUGCUUAUUUUGGAUGAGCAGCCUGGCGUGCGGCAGCUGGAAGUGGAUGACAUGGCUGCUGCUUCCCUGCACAGCAUCCAGUUCCACAUCACUAUUGGUGGUGCUGGUGGUGGAGGGAUGAGUGAGGGCAGCGUCGUUGUUCAGUACUCCACCGACGGUGGUCUGGAGUGGGCAUUGCUGCAGGAGCUCGUGCCAGACCUCUACCGCUCUCCCAGACUGUUCCGGUCGACCCUUCCCCCCGAGCUUGUGUCGGGGGGAGUCGUAAGGUGGCGCAUCUGGCAGCCCCGCCACGGGGACGGGGACCAGUGGGCGCUGGACAACCUCCUCAUCUCCCCCAGCCAGCACACCAACCUCCUCAUCCACGUGUCCCUGACGCUGCCACCGUCAGCACGGGGCGACAGCUGCAGGUUCAGGCUGUCGCAGCCACAACACUCGGGCGCUGACCAGGACAUGUGGGCCGUGGAUGACCUCACCGUCACAUCCACCGCACUCGACUACAUCCAGCUGCACUUCGACGACAUCCACGCCGCGAAUGACUCGCUUAGAUUCCAUCUGGGCUCACUGUCGUCUUCGUGUGGACGGAACGAAGUGCUCGUCUUCCCUACGAACUCCAACUCACUGCUGUCCACUUUCCCUGGAACGUCCACACCCCCCAGCAAGAAGAGGCUCCUCGAGACCAAGUCCCUGGCCGUAGGACCCUCCUUCAUGAUGCAGUUCCUCCUCAUCAUCGCCUGUGCAGGACCUAAGAGCGACCACCCGCUGGACCGGCGGGAGAAUGGCGCUGAGAACGUGGUGAUGCUCGAGUACUCGCUGAACCACGGAGUGAGCUGGCAGCUGGUGCAACGUCCGUGCUCUCCUUCGACCGCAGGAUGUAGCUCCCACUUCACCCGCGGUACCGUCUACCACUCCACCGAGUUUUCCCGCUGGGGGAGGGUGACCCUCCGCCUGCCCCGGCAUACAUGGUCGCCUGUGACCCGUCUUCGGUUGCGGGAGGGCACUUUGGACGCUCAAGGGCAACCAUCCUCUGAGGACCUGGGCGCGGGCACAGUCGAGUGGGCCGUAGACGACCUCUACAUCGGCCAUCGCUGCAACGGCUACUGCUCAGGGCACGGCCAGUGCACUCGUGACGGCUGCGUUUGCGACCACAAUUUCCACGGACUGUCGUGCAUGCCUGUCCACAAGCUGCCCCGCUCCGUUGAUGUAGAAUUUGACGACGUCGUCACGCCGUCCAUCUCGUCCCCUGACGUCCCUAAGAAGCAAGACGACCACUCGUCCAUCCACCGCCCCAGUGAUGACCUCACCCGCCAUGGCCUAACCGUGGUGGGCGGCCACCUGGUGGCCGGUGGACAAGGAUGUGGCUCCGUUGUGGCCGCCAACAGCCUCUACUUUGGCGCGAGGUGCUUAUACACGCGGCAAAUAGUUGCGUCGACUACAGUUUUGCAGGCUGAGAGUCUGUACACGAGGAGAGUGUUUUCAGUACAAUACGCCGGCGCCAGUGCGACUUUGGGAGUUAUCGAGCAAGGGAUGAGCGAGGGCAGCGUCGUGGUUCAGUACUCCACCGACGGUGGUCUAGAGUGGACGUUGCUGCAGGAGCUCGUGCCCGACCUCUACCGCUCCCCCAGAUUGUUCCGGUCGACCCUUCCCCCCGAGCUUGUUUCGGGGGGAGUCGUAAGGUGGCGCAUCUGGCAGCCCCGCCACGGGGACGGGGACCAGUGGGCGCUGGACAACCUCCUCAUCUCCCCCAGCCAGCACACCAACCUCCUCAUGUCCGACGCCCCCGAAAACGCAUUGACGGAGUCACCGUGGCUGACGAUCACUGGGCACCAGCUUCUGCCUUACUGCCCAGAGACUGAGCUGUCAGAGACAGACGCUGCGAGGAUGAAGCUGCAUGCGACAGCCGCUGCCAAAGCGAAGCUGUCAGAGGCAGACGCUACCUGGGCAGCAGGAGUUGCCAGUUUGUCUACCAACGCGACCUUUGGCGACCUAGUCGAAUAUGACGCGAAAAAAAGCAGCGAAGGUCUCUUGGGCGAGGAGACGCCCUCUGGACGGGAGAUGUCCUUUGUGAUGAACGGCCCUGAGCUGGUGAGGGAAGCCGCCACCAGACCCCUCAACUUGUCCGAGGGAGACGUCAUCUACUUCAUGGGUGAGCGGGCUGAGUGGGAUAAGGAAGAAGAGUGGGUUAGGCCGGUGGAGCUGAGGUGGCGUCAGGACAACCCCACGGGGGGCAACACGGGGGAGUUUGCUCUGCGGGGGGUGUACGUGGGGGCGCCGUGCCCCCGACACUGUAGCGGCCACGGCCAGUGUCACCCAGGGGGGCGGUGUGUGUGUCAGGCCGGCUACACUGGCACGACGUGUGAGCGCGGCCCCCGCCCUCGCCCCGCCUUCCUGAGGGACGACCCCACGGCCUACGCUGCGGGGGGACCGGGGGGACCUCCUGCAUGGGGGGCCUGGGGAUCCAGAGCUGAGGGAGGAGGUGGGGAAGCAGGGGGCAUAGUACGAGGGCCAGAGGACACCCCCUGGCGUCGUCUCAUGGGGGCCAGCGUCGUGAGGGAGGCGUGCUCCCCCAGCAACCUGGACGCGCCCCUGCUGCUCUUCGCAGGCGACUCCCCCAGACUCGCCGAGCUCAAGGAAGUGGACACCCGCCGCAUCAAGUCUCUGGAGUUCUUCCUGCAGAUAGGGGGAGGAGGCUCCCCCCAUAGCCUGUGUCGGGAGGGCGUGUCGCCUCGGGACGACGUCCUCGUACAGGCGUCUACUGACGGGGGGCUGCACUGGCAAACCCUCGCUUUGGUUGAACCCCAUAUGACCUUCAACAGAAGUCGUCCGUUUUCCAUUGAUCUGCCUGAAUUCGCGCGGUCGCACCAGACAUCGGUGCGGUGGUGGCAGCCCGACGCCCUCACUAUGACCGCCACCACCACGCUCACCGAGACCGACAGUGGCAGUUCGUCCAGCAAUGCGCGCGCAGAAUGGCAGCUGGAGGGAGUGCAGCUACUGGCCAAUGACACGCUGCCCUACAGCCUCUCGGGCAACCGCGGUGCUCCUUACGGUUCAGCAGCGGCGGGUGGUGAACCGCAAACUUCCGAAACCUGGUUCUGGCUCCGCGGGGGCCGGGAACAACGAAGCAGCUGUCAUCAGAACGAAACUCUCGUUGUUUUUGACGGCAGUUAUCCACAUUUCGCGGAGACCUGGGACGUGGAAGCCACUGAAGCCACGAUGAUCCAGUUCGACCUCUACGGCCCCUGUCCCCCCACCCCACCCCCCUCCAAAUCCCCCCGCCUAUCCCCUGCCGUGUCCGAACCCAUGCUCGGAGAUUCUCCGGCCAUCUCUGUGGCGGUGGAGUACUCCACUGACUCGGGCAACAGCUGGUCGCUGGUCCGUGAAGUGUGCGCGCCACCUGACACCACCUGCGCCAGCUACGACCACGCCAGCGUCUUCGAGGUGCCAGGAGAGACCACGGCGCUGCCACGGCACCGACGCCGCGCCACCGUCGAGAUGCCGCGUGAGGCAGCGGGCCAAGCACUUCGCGUGCGACUACGGGCGCUGCCGCCCCCCUCAGGGCCCCCUUCAUCAGGUCCCCCCUCGUCAGGGGUUACUUGGGGGUUGGGUAACGUGUUUCUGGGGGACGCUUGUCCGUGGAUGUGCUCAGGCCACGGAUACUGCAAUCAACAUGGCGUCUGCAGUUGCGACCCUGGCUACUUCGGGGACGUGUGCGUGCCGGCGUCGGUGCUGCCGUGCGAGCUGCUCGACACCUUCAACCGUCACCACCAUCCCCCCGUGGGGGGACGAGUGGUCCCCUCCUAUAAUUCCUCCAGCUUGAGUCGAGAAGCUGGUGGGGGAAUGAGAGACGAGGAAGGGGAUACAUCGUCUCCCCAUUGGUUGACCAUGAGGGGAGCGAAGGAGGGGCUCGAAUGUGGAGUGCUCAUCGGUGGAGCUGCGCUCGUUUUUGUCGGGGAGGGGACGCGCGAGGCCGUGACCUAUGACCUUGACAUGACCUCGGCACAGUUCCUGCAAGUAACCAUCUUCCUCGGCUGCCCCUCCACCCGGCAGAGUUGGGGUGAGGACUCGCCUGAUGGAGAUGACAAGUGGAAGCUGAAGGCAGCGCCGACGCAGGAGACCGCGGGAGGACCUUCCUGGAUCGCAGAGGACGACUCCCUCAGCCAGAGGGAUGAGGGCAUCCUGGUGCAGUUCUCUACUGAUGGAGGGAUCAGCUGGACGCUCCUAAAGGAGAUCCACUUCGCUCCGUACCGACGUCCGCGGUUCGUCAGCAUCGAUCUCCAAGAUUUCCCGAUGUCGCAAACUAACUCCACCCGCUUCCGCUUCUGGCAACCCAAUCACCCCUCGGUAACGGGGCUGCGGGCCUGGGCCAUAGAUAACCUCUACAUCGGCGGGGCCCCUGUGGUCCCCAAUGUUCUUUACGAAGACUUCAACGGGGCCCAGCCAAUCAGUGACGCCUGGAUCGACUGGCCCGGGGCAGAGAUCGGGCAACUGUGUCCCACGGACUCGCGCAAGGCCCUCGUGUUCGGUGCGUCCACGGCCGGAGGACAGCGAGCUCUCUACUCCAGGGACGUGUCCAUUUACGGCGAUUCUGUCCUCCAGUUUGAUAUCAAGAUUGGGUGCGGCAGUUCGGAGCCAAGCCUGCACAACGUAAGCCUGCAGUACAGCACCGACAGCGGCGCCACGUGGCAGUCCGUCCGUGACUUGGCCACGUCCUCCGACUCUGAUGAGUUCACCAGACCUCCCAGGGACACCCACAUGCCCGACGUGCCCCAGGGAUACUCGCUGCCAAGAGCAGCAGGCCGCCGGAUACAAACUUUCGGGGAAACCUGGAAUUAUCUUGGAGAUUUUGAGGAGCAAAAUGAUGAUAGCUCUUUACGUGGGAGAAAAAUUUCUGGUCGGAAUGAGGCUGGUAAUGGGCGUGCUGAUGGGGCGGGUCUGCCCCGACACCGCGUCAGCCCAGACUGCCUGCACGAGCUGCGGGCGCCGUCGGUGUAUUACUGGAACAGCGCCCCCAGCUGGCGGCGCGAGGUCAUCCUGCUCUCCGCGCUACAAAUAUGCGGCAACGUGCGGUUCCGCUGGAUCGAGCUGGGCGACGACGCCCGCCCGCUGGUGUGGGCGCUGGACAACGCAUACGUGGGCCCCGCGUGUAUAUACAACUGUAACGGCCACGGCCGCUGUGUUAACGGCGACACGUGUGUGUGUGAUGGCCCCCACUACGACCAGGAGACUGCAUGCUUGUCCUCACGCCCCAACCCCGACACCGUCAAACUCUCCUUCGAAGAUGACACCAACAGCCAGCUGGUCCAGAGGAUCAGUGGUGCAGAGAUCACAGCGGCAUGCCCAGUGGUCAGCGGCAAGUCGCUCGUCUUCAGCGGGGACGGCGAGAGGAUGAUCCUUACAAAUGAUCUGGACACCAGCGACGUCAGUGUGGUGCAGUUCUACCUGCGUCUGGGCUGCGAGUCUGCAGCAGAGAACCGCGAGCUGGCCGCAGCAGAAGUGCAGCCAAUCCUCCUGCAGUUCUCUUCUGACGGAGGAGUAACCUGGGAACUCAUCGCUGAGCUCACCAAGGACCUCAAGAACACCAGAGACCUCAGGACUACAACAAGCUCCAUACACAGCUCGCAUUUCACCGUACCUCUGCCAGACGCUGCGCGCACCAACGCCACGCAGCUGCGCUGGUGGCAACCGUCCGGUGAUGGCCGCUUCGAUGGCAGCUGGGCCAUUGACGAGGUAUUGCUAGUUUAUUGUACUUUGGGCCCUGUGCUGACAUUUGCAGGAUCUGGAGCCUGGCACUCCGCGGAGAGUCCUGACCUUGUUGGCACUGCCGGCACUGUCUUACAGUUCCAGCUGUCCACUAACUGCCCUCCUGACACUACUUCGUGCUUCGAUAUCCUGGUGGAGUUCUCGGUUGACUACGGCAAGCACUGGCACCCAUGGUUGCCACCAGCCCCCUCCCCCCCCGCCCACAACCCCCUACUGGACAGCCCCCCCUCCUGGGCCUCCCCCCUGCACACAUCUGACCUCCAGCCCCAGCUGGUCACCCUCCCCCUGCCUCCCCUCGCGUGGUCACGCACGAUGCGCGUGCGGUUCUCGCUCUCGUCCCCGCCGGGCGCGGCGCCCCCCACUUGGGCGCUGCCCCACGUCUUCUUCGGCGGGUGUAGCGGGUGCCACAACCGCGGCCGCUGUUCCCGCGACGGGUGUGUCUGCAGUCCCGGCUGGGCGGGCUCCACAUGUGCCAGCCCCACUGUCGCUUUACCGACGUUUCUGUCGGAGGAGUUCGACGGUGGCUUGACGGCGAGCAACUGGCGGCGGGUGGCGGGAGCGACGGUAUCUUCCGAAUGCGAUGCUGGCGGGGCCGAUGAUGUGCUGCAUUUUACGGGGUCGUGCAGUCGCUACUUAGAAACUACGGACCUGAACCUGCAAGACGCCCACUACGUACAGUUCCUCGUAACUUCCUCAUGCGGCGCCCACAGUUCGCUGUACAACCAAGAGUAUGCGCAGCAGCGCUCAUCCCGUGCACAACCAAAGACCCAGGACUUAUACGACCAAAGACCUUCUCGAUCGUCCGACUUCUAUAACCAAAGACCUUUUAGAUCGUUUGAUGACAACAUCGGAACAUAUGAAGAACCAGACUUGGAAACUUUAACUUCGAAUUCUGUGAACUCGGAGUUCAUUCGAACGCGUUCUCGGUCACGGCGGUCAAUUGUGAGUGAGCAGCGCAGAGCGGUCGACCCCCGACGCCUUAGUUCGCCUGACACCGAGGAGGCGGUGCCGGUAUUCAACAACGACUCUCAGAUCCUGGUGCAGAUGACGUGUGAUGGCGGCAUGACGUGGACCACAGUCAAAGCGCUUGCAUUGAGACACUUCACGUCACCGAAGUAUGUGUGGCUGGAAAUUCCGGAAGGUCUUCACUGCAACGGCGGCCGCGUCCGCUGGUGGCAGGUGAACGGUCUGGGCAUCGCGUCUGGCCGCCAAUCUCGCCUGCCGCGACCAGACUGGGCCCUGGACUCUGUGGUGAUCGGGGGGCGGCGGUCCAACCCCCCCUCUGCUCUCGACGCCCCCACCGUGGACGACUUCAGGGCGCCAGGGUGGAUCAUGAUGUACAAUGUAGCCAGAGGCCGCUACUGCAGCAGCACUGAUGAGAGUCUGACCGCCAAGUCUGGGGUGGCGGAGGCCGCCGUUGCUCAGACUUCAGACAUCAGGGACCGCUCACUGCCGCCUGUCAGGGUGGAAUAUUCCCUAGAUCACGGCUACAGCUGGUCUCUGGUACGAGACACCUGCUUGCCUGGGGACCCCAGCUGUCAGCAGCUCGACGACUCGUCCAUAUUUUACGGCCCGCUGCCCUGGACACGAGUCGUGUACUUGCUCGACAACGUCGGGCCUGCCAAGUACGUCCGGUUCCGAUGGAUACAAGAACCGACGUCUGAUCAGAGCGGUUCACACGAGUGGUCACUGCGUCGUGUCUACAUCGGCAACGCCUGCCUCCAAAACUGCCUCGGCAGAGGCUACUGCAUGGGUGCCUUAUGUUACUGCGACUCCCAGUAUACUGGUCUGCACUGCCAGUACCUGCUGCAGGACAAUGUCCCAUACAUCAGGGACACAUUUCCGGGCCCCGCGUUUGCGCCACAUUGGGCCCACGUCCAGGGAGGCCUGCACUCGGGGGGCUGCGGGGACGUCAUAGAGGAGCCCCCGGCCGUCUCCAUGGAAGGCCGCCACACCAGGAGCAUCACGACGGUGCCCGUGGACACCCGUGCCGCCAAGUUUGUCCUCUUCACGGCCGUUAUUGGAGGACAAAAAGGUAGCCAAAAAGCAUCCACUACCCUUCUUGAAAAUGAGGUCUCCCAAAGCACCGACGUCUGCCGGAAGCCUUCCGCACGACUGCACAACGUCUACCUGCAGUACUCCGUGGACGGCGGCAUCAACUGGCAGCUGCUCCGUGAGCUUGACCAUGAACUCUACGGCACUCCUCGUGAAGACUAUGUCCUCCUGCCCUCCAACUCCCGUUCACCUGCCACUCUCUUCAGGUUCUGGCAGCCACGUCAGGCGCCCCCCGCCCCCGCGUGGUCGCUGGACGACGUAUUCAUCGGAGGCUCCGAGAUCGCCCAUGCGCAGCUCAUCGACGACUUCAGAGACGAGCCUCAGGUGUCGCAGUGGCUGUUCGCCCCACACAGCACCACCAGCUCGGGGUAUUGUCACGAAGACAGCAACGCAACCUCCCUCACUUGGCCUCACCACAAGCCCGGCACCCGCGCCAUCACCACGCAGGAGCUCAUCGUCACUCACCACACACUCCUCCAGUUCAAAAUCUCAAUUGGAUGCGACGCGAAAGUUGAAUGUCCGUCAGAAACGCCCAGCGUCUUCCUGGAGUAUUCCAAAGAUGGCGGUGCGACGCCGUGGAGUUUAGUGUCUGAAUUCUGCCUGCCGUCUUGGUCACAAGACACCGACUGCCUUCCGUACGAAUACCACGGGCCUUCCGCGUACCAGCCGGACGUGUACCAGACCUGGACCCGCGUCACCAUGCUUCUGCCGGAGAAAACUUGGUCCAGUACAACACAGCUGCGGUGGGUUCAGUCGCCGUCCCCCCGUCCCCUGCCGUGGUCGCUGUCGUCUGUGUCUGUCGGGCAGGACUGUCCCGACCACUGUCACGGCAGAGGGGACUGCCUGCAGGGACGGUGUCACUGUGAUCCGGGAUAUUACGGCGAGAACUGUGCGCCGCGCCCGUCCAGUAGCACGGAGCCUCUACCACAAACUCUCGUUGAGGGAUUUGAAGGGAACUUGAACGGCUCAUGGAGCCGGGUUUUGGGCGGGUGGACGAGCCGUGGAGGCUGUAGUAGCCUGGCUCCCUUCGGGUCUGGCAAGCAUCUUUACUUCGGCGGGUGUGGCACCCGGAGUGCCAUCACCCAGCCUCUGGACACCACCCGCGCUGGCGCUGUCAUGUUUGUCUUGAAAAUCGGCAGCGUCGACGGACCUCCAACCUGCGCCUUCGACAGCAGGACUGGCGCUGUAGGCAACUCGCUGGACCGCGGUGUGGUGCUGCAGUAUUCCGUCAACAACGGCGUCAUCUGGCGGACAAUUAACGUUCACGAUCCCUCCGAGUACCGCAAGCCCCGCCGUGUGGUGUACAGCCUGCCGCGUGAGGCGCGAGUGUACGGCACUCAGCUGCGCUGGUGGCAACCACUGCACGCCGAGACGUCAGACCACUGGGCGCUGGACAGCGUCGAGCUCGAACUGUCUGCUCCGAGAGACACCAGUCAGUUUUCAGUUUUGCACGGUCAAGAAAAAGUGUGAAUAAAAUCUGUGGAAUGAAAAAGGGAUAUUGAUGCUUGAAUGUGUGAUGAGCAUGGAUUCCGUGAAGCUUAUGACCUUAUCGGGACCAAGACCUCCUUCGGUUACAUGCCUCAGUUUCAUAUUAAUAAAAGUUUUAGUUAUACUAAUUAAGCUUGGAAUUCAGCUUUAUUUAAGUAAAGUCAAAGUCAAUAUGUCAUCAUAUUAAAACAUCAGGAUUAACCAGGUCAACUCUAAAAGAGAUUACAUAAAUGAUAUAUUUCUAUUAUUGUAGGACUAAGAGCAGAUUGGGGUAUCACGUCAUACUUUCACAUCUGAAGGAUUGUCGGUUUGUAGCUAAAAUAUUACAUUUAUAUAUUAGGUUUUAAUAGAACCCCAGUAUCGAGCACGUUUUACAAUGGCAACUUCCUAUGGCCUUCUUUCAAAUGUCAUUUGUGUUAAUUGUGGAGCUAUGUACCGCAUUACUGUGUGGAAAAGACGAUUAUGUUAUGGUAUUAGUUGCCCAUAAACUUCUGAACUCAACGAACAUUAUCAAUAGUUUUACCACCACACUAUUUUAUUCCUUUUAUAUCAUAAUCACGACGCUGUAAGUGAGAUUAAAGAAACCAAACAAUUUCGCCAUAAUACGCGCAUUCCUCAACAAAAAUGGGGUAACACCUAGUCUUCUGCGCAGGAGUCACGACAUUUGGUUUAGUGUUAUCCUUAGCCUGCUUGAUCGAUAUCAAUUUCUUGUCAAAAUCUCCUUGCCGACUUUAAUGUGUCCUGAGAGUAAAUUGGCCUAAUUGAAAUCAUACCGAGCUUGCAUGCUGCUUAACGGCUACACUUCAAACACAGCCGAAGCGGACAUAGAAUGACAAAUUAAUUUACGUCAUUUCCGAGUCCAAGGCGGCACUUGAUUGAGUUGGGCCCGAAUCCAUAUUUUAUCAGGGUUGAAAUACUAAUGCCAGUGAAAUACUAAUGCCUGUGCCCACAUAGUUUUACAAAGAUUUCGUUAGCACUUUCAAUGCGCGAGACGCAUAUUUUUUGCGGUUGCAUAAUUUAAAAAAAUGAUAUGAAAAUAUGGAAUAAUAUAUAUUUCGUUUACUGAAAAUAAACCCUAAAUAGAAAACCUAUGACAAGAUUUCGAUAUUGCUUCUUAACAUCCGAAGAGAGCUAGUGUGGCUGCAAAGAAUUAUACGUAAUGUGACUCAUAACGUCCGCUCCAGAGAUCGGCUAAUACUCAUAAUGAGGGUCAUCAAUAAAGUCACUUGAAUUACAUUUGAACUGAUAUAGUGUUAGCGUAAAUCUUAACUUGAGAAAUGCAUAAAAAAUUUUUGUUCUCAUGGUUGAACAAUGACAUGGUUAAAUGGGAUACGGCUGCCGAAGAAGUAACUUAAUUACUAUCACGCAAGCCUAGAUGACGUUACUGUGACGCUGCAAGUUUAUCGGUCAUACCAGUUAGGUCAGCAUUAAAUCCUGAUUCAAGUUCUGUAGGUAUAUAUAAGCUUUUAAUAAUCACGAAGUGACAAUUAUCCUUGGGAAGUCGGGCUGGCGUUACGAACUGAACCAGCGAGUGAUACGUCAAGCUUGUGCUCCCUCCCUACUUCUUAAUUGUCGACCAGCCGUUUCGAGGUGUAUAAAACUAUGUUUUUGACUCGGUAUCUAUUGUGAUCUCCAGCGACAUGGAAAUUGUAAAUUAUAGCUUAUUUAUAAUUUAUAAAUAAAGUUUCAAACAAA
Hyalella azteca is the source of this 13965-nucleotide messenger RNA. RefSeq names its product reelin. The record is from RefSeq and is a predicted model, not a curated record. Gene Ontology annotation, biological process: neuron migration; central nervous system development. The coding region runs from base 1 to 12252 and encodes 4083 amino acids. The transcript has 69 exons. Gene Ontology annotation, molecular function: lipoprotein particle receptor binding. Lineage: Eukaryota; Metazoa; Arthropoda; Malacostraca; Amphipoda; Hyalellidae.